CCUCUAUAUCACUAACCUUCACAAUGUUUUCCCCUUUGGAAAUGGACAUGUUUUAUUUGUGACGCCUCACGCUAACGUAGCCUGUCCUUUUUUUUUAUCUUGAGAUUUUUGGGGACCUGACGUCAGGACUGUAAGAUGGAUCACUCCUCGCUGCUUCUGUGCGCCAUUGUUGGCGCUUUGCUGAUAUUUUCAGCUCGUGCAAGCGACUGGUGCUACACUGGCUGUGAGUCCCACACUCCAAGCCACUGGGGAGACCUCCCUGGAUCUUUCUGUGAUGGGAAAAGACAGUCUCCUAUUAAUAUAGACACCAGAUAUGUUGAUAAAGACUCAAAGCUGGUCGCGUUCAACCUCAUCAACUUCACCUCUAACAUCACGUCCAUGAUCAACAAUGGACAUACAGUGAAGGGCACAUUUGGAGACAAUGUUGAAGUCAGUGGAGGUGGCCUUAAUGGAGUGUAUUCCGUGGACCAGUUUCACCUUCACUGGGGCGACACAAACGGUUUUCCAGGUUCGGAGCACAUGCUCAACGGUCGCCGGUCUCCAAUGGAGAUGCACAUCGUCAGUCUGAAGAAGGGUCUUACUGCGGAUGAGGCCAUGGCACAAUCAGAAGGGAUCGCUGUUCUUGGGUUUUUCGUAAAUGCAACCGAAGAUGGUGAUAUGACGGGAUCAUGGAACACGCUCACGUCAUAUCUGACAGACCAAAUAGACACUACAGUUUCAAUUAAGGACAACUUAUCGAUUCAGGACCUGAUCAAAAAUGUCAACCUCACAAAGUUCUAUCGUUACCUGGGCUCCCUGACCACGCCCACUUGCAAUGAAGCAGUUGUGUGGACGGUCUUUCAUGAGCCAAUCAAGAUCAACAAAAAGCUGAUUGAGCGGUUUCCUGCAAAUACAGGGCUCAGCAACAUUUAUCGGCCUACGCAAGCCCUCAAUAAACGUCGAGUGUUUGCUUCACCUGCAUCUCCUCUCCCUCCCAGUUAUCCUUGGUGCUACAACGACCACUGUGAGCACACGUCAUCCAACUGGCCCCUUCUGUACCACUCCCAUUGCGAUGGUGAGAGCCAGUCACCCAUCAACAUUGAGACACGCAACACUGUGGUGGACAAAAACCUCGACGCCUUCGUCUUUACAAAGUUUGACGACAAACACGCCAUCAAGUAUAUCACUAAUACAGGACAUGCAGUUAAAUGCGUCUUGAACGACGGCGUGGUGGAGGUGUCGGGGGGAGGUUUGGGACACGUCUACUCCACCCUUCAGUUCCACUUCCACUGGGGCACGGAAUCACAUGACUCCCAUGGCUCAGAGCACAAAGUGGAUUCCAAACAAUACCCAAUGGAGAUGCAUAUUGUGAACAAGAGGAAGGAUUUAAGUUUGGAGGAGGCGGUGCAGACUCCCAAUGGCCUGGCAGUUCUGGGAUUCUUUAUUGAGGCUGUGAGUACGACGAAAAGCAGCAGCAGCAGCAGCAGCAGCAGCAGCAGCAGUUCUGCUGAUUCUGGACAUGCCGAGACAAGUACACCAUCUGACAUGGAAGUCUGGAAGAAGCUGACCCAUUAUCUCUCGGCUAUUAAAACAAUCGACCAACAAGCUGAUGUCACUGACGAGAUCUCCAUGAACGACUUGCUCGGCAACGUGAACAUGAAGGCGUACUACCGCUACAACGGCUCAUUAACCACGCCUACAUGUGAUGAAGCGGUGGUUUGGACGAUCUUUAAAGAGUCUCUCAAAGUCAACCAAAGUCUGAUGAGUCUGUUCCCGACUGAGGCAGGAUAUCGCAACGUGUUUCGGCCGCUGCAGUCUCUCCACAACAGGACGGUGUACAGCACCGUUGCAUCAGCAGCCAGCGGCCCCGCACCUGCACCUGCACCUGCUGUGCUGUUUCUGCUGCCGCUGCUGCUUCUCUGCACCGUUUCAUUCAAUCUGCGUCAGUAAAAAGUAAAAAAAAGAAGAAGCUCAUCAAACUGAAGCUGCUGUGGUGAAUAAUUGUAUCAUGCACUAAUUAUCCGUUUUACACUGCUCUGAUUAUUUUAAUAUUUAUAACAAAAUUGUGUUUU
This is a messenger RNA of Solea solea (common sole), 2051 nucleotides long. Its product is annotated as carbonic anhydrase 4-like. Gene Ontology annotation, molecular function: carbonate dehydratase activity; zinc ion binding. NCBI's taxonomy places the organism in Eukaryota, Metazoa, Chordata, Actinopteri, Pleuronectiformes, Soleidae. The coding region runs from base 136 to 1929 and encodes 597 amino acids. The record is from RefSeq and is a predicted model, not a curated record. Gene Ontology annotation, cellular component: plasma membrane. The transcript has 17 exons.